Anolis sagrei ordinatus is the source of this 2379-nucleotide messenger RNA. NCBI's taxonomy places the organism in Eukaryota, Metazoa, Chordata, Lepidosauria, Squamata, Anolidae. The record is from RefSeq and is a predicted model, not a curated record.
AUGGAAAAACUAGUUCAGAAAAGAGAACGCUUGACAGAAGAUCUAGAAAAAACAGUUCAGGAUAUACAAAAAACAAAGUUUUCUUUAUCAGGAAAAGGUGAAAUUGAGAGACCUGCCGAAAGAGAAUUAUAUGAACUAUCACAAAAGAAACAGAUGUUAUUGGAAAAUUUGAAAGAAUUACAAGAAGCUCAAGCUUUGGCAGCUACCCAGCCUGGCAUUGUUGGUGAAGAAAAACGAAAGGAGCUAGCUGAGGAGAAAAAACGAUUAGCUGCAGAUCUAGAAGCAACUGUGCAUGAAUUGCAAAAAGUACAGCGUGCUUCAGAAAUACCCGAAACACUAAAAGGCAGGGAAAAGGAAUUGCAUGAACUGUUGGAGAAGAAGUACUUGCUACUAGAAAAUUUGGCAUCCAGUCGGAGAGAUCUAGAGCAAGCGCAAGCACUUGCUGCUGCCCAACCAGGCAGUGUCAGUGAUCAUAAAGUACAGAUGCUAACUGAGCAAAGAAGACGAUUGAGUGAAGAUCUAAAAGCAACUGUGCUUGAUAUACAGGAAAUACAACGCCAUGCUUCACAAAGAGCUCAAGUGAAAAGACCCAGUCGAGAAUUGUUUGAACUGUCUGAGAAGAAACAACUCUUGAUGGAAAGCUUGGAAUCCAAGCAGAAGGAACUACAAGAAGCUCAAGCUCUUGAAGCUUCCCAACCAGGCACUAUCAGUGAAGCUAAGCUGCAGGAGCUAUCUGAGCAAAAAAGGCGAUUGACUGUAGCUCUAGAAGCAACUGUGCAUGAUAUGCGAGAAAUACAGUGUCGUACUUCACAACCAGUUCUGCCUGAAAAGCCCACUGAAAAGGACUUCCAAAAACUAUCUGAAUGGAAGCAACUUUUACUGGAACACAUGGAAUCUAAUCUUAAAGAGCUAGAAGAAAGUCGAGCUCUUGCAGCUACUGAACCCAGCAGAAUCACUGAGAGAAAAAUACAGGAGUUAAAUGAGCAAAGAAAGAUUUUGACUGAGAACUUGGAGGCAGUUGUACAAGAUAUGCAAGAAAUGAAAGCUCAUCUUUCGGAGACGGGUGGAAUAAUAAAGCCCAUUGAAAAGGAUUUAAAUCAGCUUUCGCAGAAGAAACAGGCGUUUCUGGGACAUUUGAGAUCAAAUUUAGAUGAGCUGCAAGCAGCGCAGAAACGUGCAGCUACUCAUCCAGAUGAAAUCAAUAAGCAAAGGGUUCAAGAUCUCACUAAAGAGAGAAGGCUUUUAGCUGCAGCACUGGAAGCAAUUAUUCAAGAUUUAGAAGAGGAACAAGAGGUAGUUGGAAUAAGAGACAAAGAAGAAGUUUUGGAAGAACUAUCGGAAAAAAGGAGAGUGAUUUUGAAGAAUCUGGCAUCAAAUCUGAAGCAUCUGGACGAAGCAAAGGCUCUUGCUGCUGCCCAGCCAGAUGAUGUCAGUGAUCAAAAGGUAGAAGAACUCACUGAACAAAGGAGGCUUUUGGCUGUCGGGUUAGAUGCAAUUAUGCAAGAAAUAAAAGAUCUGGUUUUAGACACAGCAGAGGUAUUAAAACCCACAGGGAGAGAAUUAGAUUUGUUUGAAAAGAGACUAUUGUUUUUUGAAAAUCUGCAAUUAAGUGUGGAAGAGCUGAAAGAUUUGCAUGCCGCUGCAAGCGCUGAACCUGAUGGUAUGAGUGAACAGAAAAAGCAGGAAUUAGCAGAGAAGACAGAACUUUUGACUAAUAGUAUUGAAUCCAUGCUUCAAGAAAUGGAAGAAGCACAGACUUCUGAUGUAGACCAAAGUGCAAAGACAGGUCCAGACAGGAAAGAUUUUAAUGAUUUGAUAAUGCUUUCAAGUUUGGAAUCAAAACUGGAUGAACUAGAAGAAUCAGGAACUCUAUCAGCUACUCAAUUGGAUGGUAUAAGGAAAAAAGUGCGGUUUUUAAAAGGAGAAAAGAAAAGUUUGAUUGAUAAAUGGCAGACACCUGCUGUAGAACAUCCAGCAGCACGUGCAGAUGAUAAAAGCCAGAAAGAAAAAGUGGUAAAAGAAUUCAUUGAACAAAGAAAAGAUUUAUUUUCAUACCUUCAAUCAACUAUUAGAGACCUGCAAGAAAAAGGCAUAAUUCGAGAAAGAGAAAAAGAAAAAGGCAUAAUUCAAGAUAGCACUAUUCCUGACAAAGGUUUUCAAGACAUACCAAAAGAAAAAAUGGCAUUGGAUAAAUAUUUCAUGACAGUUCCAGAAGAUGUUCUGGAAAAAGAGGCUGCUGCUUUACUUGCUGAAUAUGGACAAGCAGAUGAGAAAACGGCAAAACAAAGGGCUUUGGCUGCAAAGCUAGAAGCAAACGUUAAAGACCUGAAAGCUGCUUACGAUAAGGAGAAAACGAGAAAAAAAAAUGUUGGUGAGUAA